AUGACAAGCCUACUACCGCCGCCGAAACCGCUAGACAUGGCAAGCGAACCCUGGAACGCAUGGAAGAAGUGGCUAAUGGAAUUCGAGCUGUUUGCGGUAGCAACGCACCUGAUGGACCAACCUGACAAAGUGCAAGCAGCAACACUUCUCGUCUGCAUCGGAGAAGAAGGUAGGCGAAUUUACACUACCUUCACAUUCGAUAACGAGGAAGACAGAGAGAAACUCGAGGUCCUGAAGAAUAAGUUCGCGGCGCACAUGAAGCCAGCGAUCAACCUCACGUACCACGAAUUCAUCUUUGGGAAAAGAGACCAAAAGGAAGGUGAGAAGUUUGAUGAGUGGUUGACGGAACUGAGGGUGCUUGUACGCAACUGCGAGUACGGCGACGUCGAAGAACGUAUGCUAAGAAGCCGAAUAAUACUCGGAACUAAAGACCGACAGUUGCAGCAGAAACUGAUUAACGACAAUCCUACCUUUGACAAAGUCCUGGAGAUAUGCCGAACAAGGGAACGAACUGAAGAACGGUUCAACGAAAUCCACGGAAAGGACGAGCGACACGAGGACCCACUGACAGUAAAGGUGCUUAGAAGAUCAGACCAAGUCACCUGCCACCGUUGCGGCUUUGUUCAUCGCGCGAGCACGUGCCCAGCUACUGGAAAACAGUGCCUUAGUUGUGGCGAGCUAGGCCACUUUGCAAAAUGCUGCAAGAGCGAGACCCACACACCAGACAGCCGUCACCGACACCAGUCGAAAAAAGGACGAAAAUUUGAUCCCAAAGUACGACAAGUAGAGCGCGAGGAUACGGACAACAGCGAUGAAGGUUAUCUGCUGUGCCAUUUAACCGUAGAUAAGAUAGAGAAAGAAGACCGAUGGAGCGAGACAGUCACAAUAGAAAAAGAUAGCGUACGCUGCAAGCUCGACACCGGGGCUAAUUGCUCAGUCAUCCCAGAAAGACUGGUCCGUCUAAUAUCAAACAAAAAAGUCCGGAAGUGCGAUACCACACUAUCAUCGUUCUUUGGCCACAAGAAAAAAGCAUGUGGAAGAACAACACUGACAGUGUCGAAUGGAGCCAGAGCUGUCCAGGAGGAGUUCUUUGUGGUCAAGGAAGAGGUACCGGUGACGUUGGGAGGAGAACUGAGUGAAAACCUUGGAAUGAUCAAGCGUCUGGCUUCUGUGUCAAGAGAACACGAAGACACAAAUGCAGCAGAUACAAAUCUUUGUGACCCUGCCGGACCAUACGCAGACGUUUUCAGCGGACUGGGAAAGGUCAAGGGAUUUGUGUACAACAUGAAGGUGAAGCCAGGUUCACAAGGCGUCGUUCGCCCAGCCAGGAAGGUGCCUGUGGCACUGCAAGAAAAGGUCAAGUGCGAACUUCAAAGAAUGGAAAACCAGGGAGUUCUGACAAAAGAACAUGGCGAGAAUCUGCGACACUUGCUCCAACGCUGCCGUGAAGUGAAUCUACGACUUAACCCAAAGAAGAUCCAACUCGCGAAGACAGAAGUGCGCUACCUCGGACAAGUGCUGACUGGAGAUGGAGUUGCUGUUGACCAAGAGAGAAUCAAAGCCAUACUGGAGGUCAAUGAACCAAAAGAUCGCAAGGAACUUCGAACAUUUCUCGGAAUGAUCACCUACUUGUCGAGCUUCAUACCACGACUUUCCGAGCGUGCGGCACCACUACGAGAACUGCUGAAAAAAGAGAUUGCAUGGGUAUGGACGGUAGAUCAACAAAGAAGUUUCGAAGACCUGCGAGACGCUUUGACGAAGGCACCAGUGCUGGCUUACUACACUGCAGAAAAGCCGAUUACGCUGUCAGUCGACGCAAGCCAAUACGGAGUAGGGGCCGUUAUCACCCAAGACGGAAGACCAAUAGCGCCGUUACAGGCUGUUUUCAUGAAACCGUUGCAUCAGUGCCCGAUGAGACUGCAGCGGAUGAAGAUGGCUCUCCAAAGAUACUCAUUGGAAGUAAAAUUCAUACCUGGAAAAGACUUGCAGUUAGCGGACGCACUGUCACGGUUUCCCACGAAGGAAACAAUGCAAGAAGAAGAAGAGAAAUUUCAAGUCAAUUCACUGGAGCACAUAUCUGUCACACAAGAUCGGCUAAAUGAAAUAAGAGACGCAACUGCAGCCGAUGUCCAGGUGCGUCUACUGCGCGAGUAUGCACAGACGUCAUGGCCCGAGCAGAAAGAGCAAGUUCCUCAGCUCAGAAGGCCAUUCUGGUCCUACAGAGAGGAGAUCCACGAGGAAGACGGCCUUGUGCUGCGGUCAAACAAGAUAAUAAUUCCAACGGCCAUCAGAUCCAAGAUUCUCAACUUGCUCCACACGGCACACGCGGGCAAAGACAAAAUGAAGAGAAGAGCCCGAGAAAUUUUGUUCUGGCCCGGAAUCAACGCUGACAUUGACCGCGAACAUGGCAAAUGCAGCAAAUGCGAGAAGUACAAAUCAAGAAACACCAAGAUGCCACUCCUCAGCCACUCACUGCCAACGCUUCCUUGGCAGUUGGUCGGGACCGAUUUCUUCACUCAUGAAGGAAAAGACUACAUAAUCCUGGUGGAUUUUUACUCAUUUUAUUUUGAGGUAAAGAAAUGA
Molecule: messenger RNA, 2583 nt
Organism: Ixodes scapularis (black-legged tick)
Lineage: Eukaryota; Metazoa; Arthropoda; Arachnida; Ixodida; Ixodidae
Exons: 3
Coding region: 1-2583 (860 amino acids)
Molecular function (GO): zinc ion binding; nucleic acid binding
Source: RefSeq, a predicted model, not a curated record